AUGAUUAAGGCGCGUAAAGUACCCAAUGCUACCAGAGAGGAGCUUAUGGUGUUAACUGUCAGUGAAAUAAUCUCACACUUGUUGAAAGCUGUCAAAGAGAAACAUGAUGUCAACUUGAAUAAACUAAAGUCACUCAUAUCUAGCAAAUAUGGUUUAGCCUCACAACCACGAUUGGUUGACUUAAUUGCCGCUGUACCGGCAGAACACAAACACGUGUUAUUACCACACCUGAAAGCUAAACCAGUUCGAUCGGCCAGUGGUAUCGUAGUUAUAGCAGUUAUGUGUAAACCACACAGAUGCCCACACAUUGCUAUGACUGGAAAUGUAUGUGUUUAUUGUCCAGGUGGACCAGAUUCCGAUUUUGAAUACUCUACACAAUCGUAUACUGGAUACGAGCCAACUUCAAUGCGUGCUAUUCGUGCACGUUACAAUCCGUUUAUCCAAACACGCCAUCGGAUUGAACAACUUCAACAACUGGGACAUACAUGUGAUAAAGUGGAGUUUAUUGUCAUGGGUGGUACAUUCAUGUGCCUUUCUGAAGAUUAUCGAGAUUAUUUCAUUCGAAGCUUACAUGAUGCACUCUCUGGGCACACAAGUCAAAAUGUGGAUGAAGCUAUAAAGUAUUCUGAAAAAAGUAAAGCCAAGUGUAUUGGGAUUACAAUAGAAACACGUCCAGAUUAUUGUUUGAAAAAACAUCUAAGUGAAAUGUUACGUUAUGGAUGUACACGUUUGGAGAUUGGUGUCCAGAGUGUCUAUGAAGAUGUUGCUAGGGAUACAAAUCGAGGACAUACUGUCAAAGCUGUCUGUGAGUCAUUUCAUUUAUCCAAGGAUGCUGGAUUCAAAGUGGUUGCACAUAUGAUGCCUGAUUUACCAAAUGUUGGCUGGGAACGUGAUUUAGCACAAUUUGCUGAAUACUUUGAAAAUCCAGCUUUUCGAUCAGAUGGUCUAAAAAUUUAUCCUACACUUGUAAUACGUGGAACUGGUCUAUAUGAAUUGUGGCGUACCGGUAGAUAUAAAAGUUAUCCACCUGGUAUGCUGAUUGAUUUGAUUGCACGGAUUUUGGCCUUAGUACCACCAUGGACUAGAGUUUAUCGAAUACAAAGAGAUAUACCCAUGCCGUUGGUGACUAGUGGUGUGGAACAUGGUAAUCUACGUGAACUUGUAUUGGCUAGAAUGGAGGAAUUGGGUGCCACAUGUAGAGAUGUACGAACACGUGAAGUUGGCAUACAAGAAAUACACUCACGUGUUAAACCAUAUCAAGUUGAGCUUAUUCGUCGAGAUUAUAUGGCUAAUGGAGGUUGGGAAACAUUUCUGGCUUAUGAAGAUCCUUAUCAGGAUAUAUUAGUUGGUCUACUACGUUUACGAAAGUGUUCACCGCAAACAUUUCGACCUGAGUUACGUGUUAUGCAUACUAGUGGUCAGAGUAACACAGAUCCACAAUGUUCUAUUGUACGUGAAUUGCAUGUGUAUGGUAGUGCUGUACCAGUAUCUGCUAGAGAUCCUACAAAAUUUCAACAUCAAGGUUUUGGAACUUUACUAAUGGAAGAAGCUGAGCGUAUAGCUAAAUAUGAACAUGGAUCACUGAAGAUAGCAGUUAUAUCUGGUGUAGGCACUAGAAAUUACUACCGAAAGUUGGGCUAUGAACUUGAGGGCCCAUAUAUGGUUAAGCCUUUAUAGUUCAUACAAUAAUAACAAAAGUAUCUUUCCCUGUAAAUUUUUUCGAAAUAACUAUUUCUGUAUCACUUUUCUCAAUUUAUUUAUGUUAAUAUCAAAUAAAAAACAUUGAAAAAUUGUCUUUUUCAAUGAGUAAAAUCUUUGCAGUUGACUUUUCAAGUUCAUUAAAAUCAGAACUGUAAAGGUUUUUCCGCUCUGGAUAAGAUUAACUAUUAAACAGUGAACAGAGAAGAUUUUUGUGAACUCGUCCAAUUACUGUGGGACUCAUCAGUUGAACACUCAAAAUAAAUUGUAAUUUAUGUAAAGUUUACAACCGUAUAUAUUGAAUCCGCAUUUUUUCAUGAAAGCAAAUACACUGAGCCUGAAUGCUAAGAAGCCUGUCAACUUAUAUUCUAGAAUAUUGUCCUGAAGGGGUACCAAUUUUACCUAAAGCCACCUCCAGACGUUUGAUCAUAUGCUAUCUGUUAUAUUUUCUAUUCAUGACACAUGUAUUAGUCCUAGCGUAACCAAUGAAUAGAGUAAUAAAAGAAUACUUGGGUCUGUGGUGAUUUAUGCCAUUGUGUUAUGCAAACUGGAUUUUUGGGCAUAUGAAAUAGUUUUUGAGUCCUAAGCUUCCAUAAGUGAUUGUUUUUCAUUUUCGUACCAAACUUUAUUUAACCGAUAGACUGUAGUUGAUGUUUUGAAUUAUACUGCCUAUAAUCAUGUUCUCAUUUUCUCAUACAUUCAACAAUCUCUGAAGUUCGCUAUUUUAGCAUAUUGCCCUACUGUUUCAAUAGUAUUUUACCACUGUCUGUAUUGACUCUACGUAACCCUUCAAAGCCAACUUUCUUGGCAUCAUAUUACUUUUCCAGAAAUUAUGUAUCAUUUUCACAGUUAAAAAUAAUUUUUUUUCUCUUACUUUGUUCUUGUAUGUAUGUAAACUUUGAAAUUUCGUGUAUUUAGAGGAUUCAUUUGAUAAGUCGUAUUGACUAUUCAGUGAAUUCUUCUUCUGAAAUUUGCUGUCUUGCUUUUAAUUCAACAUUGGCUAAAAGCAUUAAACUGUUCGCUGGCAAUGAUUUCCGAUGGGAGUAUUCGGAGAAGUGGGUGUUCAAAUAAUUUCACCUUGCGAAAGAUGUGUUGUUUACAUCUGUAUGUAUUAUCUUGUUUAUUGGCACUACUUUUUAACCUAAUAAAUACGUGAGUGAGUAAAGGGGAAUUGAUAUUCCUGCAUUCUUGACAGAUUCUUUCUCAGUAUGUAGUAUUUUCAUGGUUCUUUUCGGAAACAUGAUAGCCUAAAUUGUGUUCAGCGACUGUCUAGUUUAUUUUUGUUAAUACUUAAACAUGAAUGUAUAUAUGUGUCCGAUGGAGUGUACAUAUCUAUGAGGACAAUUAUCUGUUUCUUCGAUGAUAAAGAUCGAGGCAGUUGUCAAUAAGUUUUCAUUUCCGCCGUAUGAAAUCUAAAUAAAACUACCGUGAAUUCUAUAUAAGGUUCAAGAUAUCUACGGUGCUUUAGGACUCACUUUUCGAUGCAAAUACAAACUGAGAUCGAACUACACCUUUCAUUCAAGGAAAUUAGUGUAUGCCGUUCAACAUUCUGAAUCAAAUAAACGUACACCACCAGUCUAAGCUGUGUUCACGUUUAAAGAUCGUCAUAUUUCAGUCAGAGUAUUAAUGGCCUUCAUAUCUGGAUAUUCAAAGAACUCUUAACGUGCAUGAGGCAAACACCGUAUUCGUCAUAGUAGCGUGUGAUGGUAGACCCCAAAGAGUAUCUUGAUGUCGAUGACAGCCUCUUGGGAAGCGUAAAGUCUAACGUUUUUGCUUAGAUCUAGCUAGAAAACCAUGGCACCGACACCGCAAUAGUUCAAGGGUGGGUGUGUUCUAUUUUUGAGGAUGACUUUAACUACCCCAGCUAUCUCUUGGAGAAGACAACAACGGCACAGAACUACUGGUCAUCUGUGUGAAACACCUUACUAUUGUCACAACCUUAUCUAGCAGCGGUGUAACGUCCUCCCCCCCCCUUAUUAUAGCGAAUUCAUUGGCAUUGAUCGUAAUUGCUUUUUAUCUUAACAUUAUCCAAAAAAACUUUUUCAUAUGAUAGGACCUGAAGAAAUAAACAUCCUCACCAGCAUAGCUCGUCAGGUUAUUGUAAUGGACAAAGCCAGCCGUCAACUUCAAGGCAGCAGUUAUCAGUCGAGAUACUGAUUCUCCCAAUUUUCAAGAAAAGAGAGAAAUCCUGCUGUGAUAACUUGAGAAUUCAGUCUAACGAACACAUUGACUGGGAUCCGAGAUUCUAUAAUUAUCAGAUUCCUGAGUGUUACUCCGGAACAACAAGUAGGACAGUUCUCAAACUGCAUCGGUGGUGUAUCGAUCAGAUAUUCUCUCCUUUUCAGGUUCUAGGACAUAGGCACACUUACGGGUGUACAACUAGCUAAAUUUAAUUUUAAGACGGUAUUUGACUCCAUCGGUCGAGAAGUCUUAUGAUAGUGUCACAAUGGAAGAGGUUCCGCUUAAAUUCAUCAUUCAGUUGAAGGCUAUGCAAGCGAACACUCGUGGAUGUGUUAGAAUCUGUUGUGAGUUUUGUACUUCGAAUAGUGAUGGUCAAAGAUGUCCUCUCUUCGUUCUUAUGUGACUUGGUCACUGACAUUCUUAUGAAAUUAUCCUUCUGAUUUGAAGAUACUGGAAUUGACCUUGUCAUAAAGAGACACCUUAGUACACUCAGAGUAUUUUGAUGACAUAUUCCUGUUGAGUGACGUUGAUUCCUGCUGUGUCCAUCGGAACAGAUUCGUGAGACCUAUUCUAGCCUUCGUUUCCUGUGCUGAACGUCUAACAACUCACCACGGUCGAUUUGAUUUCGCUGGCAAAUAAAGUCAGGAUUAGAAACUCGUACUUUUCUCAGCAAAAGUGCAAGCCAUUCCUGAAGGGGCAGUUUUCAUUUCCAACGUGUGAAAUUCUAAACAGCAUCAGACCACCACUCGAUACAUUCAGUGAACUGUUCCCGUUAUUACUGCCUUCAUCUCGCAGAACUGUGGUCUGUGCACUCUAACUGUAAGGGGAAUAUUGCAUAGAGAUAUCCGACCUCUGAAACCAGGAGAACAAAAUUCAUGGAGUAUCAGCUUUCUUUUUACCGUUUAGCUGUACCUAUGUAUAUCAAUGGUAACUUCCUAUUAUUCAGUAACCGCUUCUUGCCGUUCUCAGUGUUCAGUUAUUAAACAUCGGAUUGUAGUGAAUUAUGAGUAUGUAUUGCAUAGGCUACAGUUACAAAUGAAACCAAAAUAUUCAUCCCAUAUGUCAGUUUUUUAGUCUUCCAUCUUUGCUUAUAUUCAUUCAUAAAGUGCAUUCUAACUGUUUGGAACAGGAUCUGAAGUAAAGGUUUUCGAUAUUGCUGAUGACUGACCAGUUUGUAAACAGUAAUUAUGAAAGUCCAGUCUGAAGAUUUCAGUGUUUCAAACUGUAUUAUACACCAGACAGAAACACUUUGUUUCUUUCACUGUGGGAUACUCAUUGACUAAUCACAUCCUUUUCCUCAAAGUAACAAAUCCUCGUACUAUUAUAAAUGCGAGUUCGCUUACUUCAAUUAAAGCUUGUCUGGUAUCGAAUUCGCUAGUUUCACCCAUUAAUUUCAUGUUUACAUUAAGAAGCCUGAUCUGAUACCACCGUGUCUGGGAAUUUCGGGGCGAAAUUACUGCUAGGAAAGCUUCCUAGGUUGGUAUGAGGUCGUCUUUCCCGAUUGCUGUCACUAGUCUAAAGGAGUGGGAUGUGUUUACCAACUUCAUAGAGACGGUUGUCGACUCCGAAAUGCAAACUGUCCCAGCAGUCCUUGGAGUCGUAUUUGACGCUUCUGAUAGACUUCCUGAUCUAGGGUAUGUACCACCAAAUGUAUGUCAUAAAUGUUAUACCGUUGCCAUCCUUUUUUCUACCGAUAAGUUACCGCUGUGCCUUCUUGGUGUCAUCUGAUAAUGUUUUUGACUACCUACUACUGCGCUAUCAUAAGAAAUGUGUCAACUUGCAGUGUAAAUAUUCAAAGACUGAAAAGGUUAGCAUCUUCCUGGAUAUGAGCUAUGUCAAGUUUACGAAAGUUCGGUCUUUUGCGAUAAAGCCCACAGAUUGGGCUAAGUCCCUAGUUUCUUUCUCAAGGGCAGCCAUCUAUUUCUUGGGUAAAAUCUUCCUUCCGUUAUAUUGCAGUUUCAUUUCAAUGAUAUAGACAUUUAUGAGUGCUGAGAACUUCCUCUUCAUGAAUUAUUUUCGGUGGAGUCUAUGAAGUAUAGCCUUUGUCCAGAAGCAUAAAACUUCAUUCCUAGCCGCAUGAGAGUAUGUUUUUACGAACGCAGCAUGAAUGCUUUGUUAUAUGCUUAGGAACUAGUUAACCAAAUUAUGUGAAUAAAUGUUUCUAUUGUGUUACCACGGUGGCAUCUAAGUCACUACAUGAAAAAAUAUCCCAUAGGAUCUAUACAAUGUAUCCCCCCGGUAAAACGAUAUUAUAAGAGGCCAAUAAAGCAGGUAGAUCCUUUCGUUCUAAAAACACAUGACUUUCACUGCUUAGUGUGAAAAGAAGAACUAACCGGUUAGGCUGCUUUAAAGUUACAUGAUAUGACAUUAUUUUCAGGUUUUCGGAAUCGAAUUACUUAUUCAGCCAUCCACAGCACAGGUCUUUAAACACACUAACAGUAACAAUGUAAUGUCAAAAAGCCCACCAUAAAUGAAGAAAUAUGGUCACGAUAACGCCUGAAAAACAACGCAGACUUUC
Messenger RNA from Heterobilharzia americana, 6397 nucleotides. NCBI's taxonomy places the organism in Eukaryota, Metazoa, Platyhelminthes, Trematoda, Strigeidida, Schistosomatidae. The record is from the annotation of a GenBank genome assembly.